AGUUCAAUUUUUGGGCUUCUUUCUGGGGAUCUUCAUCAACGUUUCGUGUGUCAGUCUCGAAAGCUCCGUGGAAGCGGCCAAACGCGUUUUUUUCUUCUUCUUACGAUCGCUCUCCCAGCGGCCACAGCCGAUAAACAAUUAAACAAUGCACUUGAAAGCCGUUCACACACUACUCUUGGCCAUUGUGGCCUGGCAGAUCUGCGGCAUGGAGCUGCGUCUGUGCGACGAUCGCAUAGUGUUCCCUGAUGAAAACAACGACCCAACAUUCUAUAACCUGACCAGCAGCAACAUUAGCAACAUUAACAGCAGCAGCAACAACAGCAAGAGCGCCAACAUUAGCUACAACAACAGCAGCAACAUCAGCAGCAGCAGCAACAUUAAUUUGAGCAACACCAGCAUCAGCAACAGCAACACUAGCAGCAACAGCAGCAACAUUAAUUUAAGCGACACCAACCUCAGCAGCAGCAACAUCACCAGCACGACGGAGUCACCCUUGGGCAACGGCACUUUGGAGGAGCUGCAUCUGCCGAACAGCAGCACAAGCACUACGGAGCUGCCCACGCUUGACAAUCGCAUUCUGGUGGACACUUUGCCAGUGUGUCCACCAGGCCAGAGUCUGCGAGCGGGACGUUGUCGCCAAUCUGCAUGAAAAUAAUAAAAGACUAAAAAAAAUCAAAAAUAAUAAUUUACAUGCAUAUGUAUAUAAAGUGUUAUAGUGAGUGUGUGUAUGAGAGUUUAAUUGCUUCGUAUCUGUUGUUUUCAGAUUUAGUUUUUUAAUUACCAAAACAAAGGCUGUCUUCCCAAUCAGACCGACUCUUUAAUAUACUUACUUUUAAGAUAGUUUCCGUAUACCUUGACGAGCAGCUGAUUGAGUAUUACAUAUUUUUGGUUUUAAACCAAUAUUUGAGUUAAAUGUUUGAUGUUAAUUCUGAAACUAUGUACAUGUAAAUAAAAAAUUUAUUUCGCUUCUUAAAAGCAAAAAUAUCCAUUAAAAGGUGCAGGCAUACCCAUAAGUAUUACCAUAGAUUAAUAUAUUUAAAAUAUUUCGUUCAGUUCAUAAAUGUUUUAAAAAAUUUAUAAUUAGAUAUUAAAUUUGAUUAUAAUCAAAAAACAGUUGACUUCUACUAUUGUAAAACUGAAACAAAUAGAAAUACUGCAAGUUAUCUAGAUAACUCAUCUACCAUAA
This is a messenger RNA of Drosophila montana, 1186 nucleotides long. Its product is annotated as AAC-rich mRNA clone AAC11 protein-like. Lineage: Eukaryota; Metazoa; Arthropoda; Insecta; Diptera; Drosophilidae. The record is from RefSeq and is a predicted model, not a curated record. The transcript has 2 exons. Bases 146 to 649 code for a protein of 167 amino acids.